AUGAUCACACAUACAUAUAGAUCACCCAUCACAAGACAUAUCAGCAUGCUUUCAUUCAGUGGAAGAAAUAGUAUACGAACCUUUAUAAAGCCCAUAGGUUCUAGAUUAUACCAUCCAAAAGUCAUAGAACAUUAUACAAAUCCAAGGAAUGUUGGUUCCAUGGAUAAAAAAUUAACUAGCGUUGGUACAGGCCUUGUUGGGGCUCCCGCUUGUGGUGACGUUAUGAAAUUACAAAUUAAAGUGAAUGAUAAGACUGGUAUAAUAGAGGAUGUCAAAUUUAAGACUUUUGGUUGUGGAUCUGCUAUCGCUUCGUCGUCUUACAUGACAGAAUUGGUUCAUGGUAUGUCAUUGGAAGACGCUUACAAGAUCAAAAACACUGAAAUUGCUAAGGAAUUGAGUCUACCACCUGUGAAAUUACAUUGUUCCAUGCUUGCUGAAGAUGCCAUCAAGGCCGCUAUCGACGAUUACAAAGCCAAAAAUCAUAAAAUUGAUACAACUUUUUUAUUGAAGCAAAUCAAAUAA
Molecule: messenger RNA, 522 nt
Organism: Kazachstania africana CBS 2517
Lineage: Eukaryota; Fungi; Ascomycota; Saccharomycetes; Saccharomycetales; Saccharomycetaceae
Gene: ISU1
Product: iron-binding protein ISU1
Exons: 1
Coding region: 1-522 (173 amino acids)
Biological process (GO): intracellular iron ion homeostasis; iron-sulfur cluster assembly
Cellular component (GO): mitochondrial matrix; cytoplasm
Molecular function (GO): ferrous iron binding; 2 iron, 2 sulfur cluster binding
Source: RefSeq, a predicted model, not a curated record